Brugia pahangi is the source of this 231-nucleotide messenger RNA. NCBI's taxonomy places the organism in Eukaryota, Metazoa, Nematoda, Chromadorea, Rhabditida, Onchocercidae. The record is from the annotation of a GenBank genome assembly.
AUGCCACACAUUCAUGAUGAUAGUGAUACCCAAAAUGAUUGGAUUUUUGGAAAUUUUGAAAAUGUACGAACAAUCCUAUCCUCACAGAUAACGCUUACCCUGUCAUACCCUAGUAAGAUUUCUCGGGACCGGGCCAUCAAGUCUAAAUCACGAGAAAACAUGGUCGUAAGAGUGAAGAAUGAAUCAGCAAUUACGGUACUGGUUGGGAGUUCAAAAAAUGAGUUGUGGUGA